UCCUGUUAAAACUGUGUGUGUGUGUGUGUGUUAGAGAUAAAUGGGAGAGUAGAAACUCCAGGCUAAUUCCUCAGAUAGUUCAUAACAUUAGGGCUCAUCGUACGCCUGCAGUCCUUUCCAAGGCCUCAGGCAGAACCUCCUCUUCUUCAUCUCCACCAUCUUCAUCACCACAACAAGACCAUGACUUCGUUUGAGUACGACCACACAGACGACUACUGGAACAGCACAAUACCGUAUUUAUGGGACUGCAACAUCAACCUGGACGACAACCAAAGGCGCGUGGCUCUCUUCCUCAUCUACCUGUUUGUUUUCAUGGUGGGUCUACUGGAGAACCUGCUGGUCGUCUGGGUCAACUGGGGACGCAGACAUGCAGCUAACGGGGUUCUCUUCUGUAUCAUCAACAUCAGCCUCUCAGACCUGAUGGUGAUCGUGAUCCAGCCUUUCUUCAUGUUGGAGGCGGCGAUAGACUACGUUUGGCUGUGGGGCCACUUCCUCUGCAGGGUCACCAAACUCAUCUACUCCAUUAACUUCUACAGCAGUACUUUCUUCCUGGCCGCUAUGACCGUGGAGCGCUACCUGUCCCUGAUUAGACCCUCGUCUCCGGCCUUGUUUCCCGUGACAGGCAAGCGGCGCUGGGUUCUCUGUGCAGGUUUAUGGCUGUUUUCUUUUUUUUUAACUGUGCUAGAGAACAUUCAUGUGCAGCUCUUGGGUGUGAAUGAACCGGGCUGCUUCAUUUUCCCAGCGCACAACUACUUCGAAUGGUCCAUCACUUUGUCUGUCCUGUCGUUGUUGUUCCAGUUUGUAUUACCCGGCACUGUCAUCAUCACGUGUAAUGUGCUGAUCGCUCGAGCCGUUAAGACGGCUCCGGAUGUUCAAGGCAGCAGGGACGUGUGGCUCGUGCAUCUGUACUCUCUGGUGUUUGUGAUGUGCUGGCUGCCAUAUCACUUAAUCGUGUGGCUGCUGGUCAUAGACGAAUAUGAUCCUUACAUCCUCUCCUGCAACGCAGUCCUGGUCCUCCUGUACACCUACAACGUGGUGGAGUGUCUGUCUCUUUUCCACUGUAUCGCCAACCCUAUCCUCUACAACUUUCUGAGCAAGAGCUUUAAAAACAAUCUGUUCAACAAAGUGUUGAGUCACAUCCCCAGAGAGGUCACUGUGGACCAAAUGGCAGCAGUGAAUCAACACCAUCAGGUAAACGGAGCUGGGACAGAGCCAGGGAAGCAGCGCAAGUUAAGUAACACCAGCACAAGUCAGUCUGAUGUUGAAUCAUAAGAAGGAGGUGAAAUAAUAGAUGUCACUUCAGGACAAGACUGAAGCCUAUCUGCUUCCACUAUUGCAAUGUAUCUUCUCCUUUCAGUCACGGAGUCAUUGUUCUGUGUGUGUAAGGCAACAGACGGUUUCAACGCUUUUCUCUUCUCUUGGCUUUUCCAACAUCUCUGAUCUGAACCGUAAACAGAGAAAAUCAGGAGUUGUUUGAUGUUUGUUACUGCUCCACAGAGCUGUUCAUCUCCCACAGCAAAACGUGCCAAAGUGAUGGCAUGGAGGAAAGAACCGUUCCACACCAGGAAUGUGUGUAAACAAAUCUACUGCUCCGCUGUGUACCAGAUAAGAACUGCCCUCAUAUCUUUAUCACCAUCAUGGAAUGCAGGUUGUAACCAAACAGAGUUGACUCUUAUUCUGAGCAGAUAAAUCACAGUUGCCAUUUAUCUGUGUCUGGACGCUGCUGUUGUCUAUGAGUAUUGUUCAAAUAUAUAAAAUAAAUAAAAAUGUAAAAAAA
Molecule: messenger RNA, 1777 nt
Organism: Cynoglossus semilaevis (tongue sole)
Lineage: Eukaryota; Metazoa; Chordata; Actinopteri; Pleuronectiformes; Cynoglossidae
Gene: ackr5
Product: atypical chemokine receptor 5
Exons: 2
Coding region: 181-1272 (363 amino acids)
Biological process (GO): G protein-coupled receptor signaling pathway
Cellular component (GO): membrane
Molecular function (GO): G protein-coupled receptor activity
Source: RefSeq, a predicted model, not a curated record